AUGUCUUUUAAGCCUACCAUUGUGAUUGUUCCUGGAGCAUGGCAGAUGCCUGCUGUCUGGACCAGCUUCCAGAAGAAGCUCAAUGGCGCCGGGUACCCUACUGAAUACGUCAAGUUAAAAACAGUUGGAGGCGAAGAGCUGCCCUUGGCUGGGCUGGAGGACGACGUCGCGGAAGUCCGCUCCGUUCUCGAUAAGCUCUCCAGCGCAGGAAAGAGAGCUGUGCUACUCUGCCACUCUUAUGGCGGCAUUGUUGGCAGCAACUCGGUCGAGGGAUCCAAUGCUGUUGAUGGAAUGAUUUUCCUCUCAGCCUUCUUGCUUCCGAAGGAUAAGAGUCUGAAGGAUAUGCUGGGCGGUAAUCCCCUGCCAUGGAUGAUUAUGCAGGAGGACCGUGUAGUCGGGAAUCCAGAUCUGAUGAACGAAAUUAUGUUCAAUGAUCUUGAUCCUGAAGACCAGACCAGAUGGGCUAAAGAGAUGACUCAUACCUCUGCCCAGCCUUUUGCUAUUCCCUCUGGGUAUGAGCCUUGGGCCAAUGAUAUUCCUUGCAGUUACAUUGCGUGCAGCAAUGACAAUGGUCUCCCUUACCCUCUUCAGCAGCAGCUAUGGGAGCAGCUUGGAUCCGAGCCCAAGGUAGUUACUCUAGAGACAGGCCAUUGUCCUUUCCUGAGCGCCCCCGAUGAAUUGCUGGCUGCAAUCAACGAGGUACUCGCAUGA
Clonostachys rhizophaga is the source of this 711-nucleotide messenger RNA. The record is from the annotation of a GenBank genome assembly. NCBI's taxonomy places the organism in Eukaryota, Fungi, Ascomycota, Sordariomycetes, Hypocreales, Bionectriaceae.